AACGCUUUGCAGAGAUUCUUGCCAUAUCUGGAUUUGGACCCUGGCUCACGCGGAAGUGAUUCUGUUCUUCAAGUCACUCUAAGUUGACUAUUUGGGAUGAUCAGCAGGCAAGCGCAAUUGAGAUUUGAACGUCACCAUGAAUUCGAAGUCUCCUCGAUUGCAUCGAGCAAUAGAUGGCAUCACAGCAUUUGACCGUCUAGAGGCUGAUAAGGCCAAAUACGUUAAGACUCCACAAGUCAGAGAACAAAGGCAAAACCCUGCUAUCAAUGCCACACUUUCCCCAACUUUGUUACGUAGAUCAAUUCAAUCAAAUCACAACCACAACACAGAGACCAAACAUACUGCCAGCUGCAGUCCAGUAAUACAACCUAGAAUUCUGCAAUGUCAUGUUGAGCAAAGGACAGAACAAUCAUACAUUACAAGCUCAACCACUACUAUAUCAGGAACUCCCCUUCAACAUCGCAAGACUUUAAGUUUGAAGACAGAGCAUUCCCGCUAUACUACCAUUCCUUCCAACAUACCAACAAGAUCUGUUAAGUCAUACACCAGUGAACCACAGACUGAUGAAACUCUUAAUGUUAAUCGCACAAGCUACACAGUUCAAAAAAUAUGUGAGCCUAAGCAAGAUAAUGUGGUCCCAUCUCCUAGUUCCCCAUUGACCCAACCUUUUUCAAUGCGUCGGUUUAGUGGAAAGCGGCAACACCGACCUGACUCCCUAAUAAUUUACCGCCAGAGGAGGGAUAUCAUUCAAAAUGAAAAGGAAAACAAUGUGAGCAGUGGAGGACUGGUCAACCGGCUUCUUCAAAGCACUCCACUAUUAAAAAGGCGUAUUCCUCUUGCACAGGGCUCUCCCCAGCCAUGUUCUGAGGAAAGCCCAAACUCUCCUAGGGCACAGAGAAAAGCUGAGGAGACGUUGAGGUGCCAGGUUCCUAAGUUCAGUGCCCCACAAGAGGCAGUAUCAAAAGAUCAGUCCUCACUACCUCCUUCUGAUGUUCAGCAUUUUUUUGAGAGCUGUGGCUUAGAGGGGAGCCUCCUGGACUUGCUUGAUAAUGUAUAUCAACUUGGUGGGGAUCCAACAAUUGGAAGUUUAGAAUCUGUGGACAGGGUAAGUGGAAGAAGUAUGGUUUUACAUGAGGAAGCAAAAGAAGAGAGAACUCCGGUGUCUGUUAUUGAGAGAAAUGCUCGAGUCAUAAAAUGGAUUUACAGCUGCCAUAAUGCCAAAGCUAUAAGUGUUCAAAGAGAGAACAACACAUCCAGAGAAUCUACAGUGUGAGACACAUAAAGAUCUCAAGAUGUCAGAACAAGCAAUGGGACAUAUACAAAAGAAGAAACCUAUGCGAGUCACAGGAAAAGAGAGAGACAAUUAUCACAGGAAAAACAAAAGAUCUGUGAUUAAAUGUAAAUGUGUUUUUAUUAGAUUUCAAAGGGAAAUAAAAAACCCCACAAACUUA
Xenopus laevis (African clawed frog) is the source of this 1451-nucleotide messenger RNA. RefSeq names its product family with sequence similarity 110 member D L homeolog (gene fam110d.L). NCBI's taxonomy places the organism in Eukaryota, Metazoa, Chordata, Amphibia, Anura, Pipidae. The record is from RefSeq and is marked predicted. Gene Ontology annotation, molecular function: protein serine/threonine kinase activity; ATP binding; nucleotide binding. Gene Ontology annotation, cellular component: nucleoplasm; nucleus.